UGUGUGCGUCAGGAGUGGAGCGGCUCUGAAAGCGGAUAAAUAGUUGGUUUUCAAUGAGACGCAGUUGAGAAAAGAGAAGCUGGAAAUAACCGCUGCGAAGCCGAGAUGCUCCUUCCGGACUUUACGAACUCCUUCUGGGCAGUGCUCCUCAGCUUUUUGCUGCUUUGCAUCCGUGCAGGUCGCACGGCAAAAUGUCCGCAGCAGUGCAUCUGUGACCAGAUCCAGCUCAGAGUGGCCUGUGUGAACAAAAACCUGACCCAAGUUCCUUCUACCAUUGAUGAGAUAACAGUGAAACUGGAUUUUAGAGGCAAUAACAUCCAAGAACUACCCUCGGGAGCUUUUAAGCACACUCCUUACCUGACUCACCUGUCGCUGCAGCGUUGUAACAUCCGCAGAGUUAAGGAGGGGGCUUUCCGGAGCCUCGGUCGCCUGGUCUUCCUUAACCUGGCCGACAACAACAUAGAGAUUCUCUACCAGGAGUCUUUCGACGGCCUUUCCUCAUUGAAGCAGCUUUUUAUUGACCGUAACCGCGUGGAAGAGAUCCAGCCUGGAGCUUUUUCUCAGCUGGGGUUUCUUAACCUUCUCUCCAUCAAACAUAACCAUUUGGUCUACAUGCCCAACUUGGCCUUCCAGGGCCUGCAGAACAUCAAGUGGCUUCGCCUCAGUCACAAUUCUCUGAAUUACCUGGACACUGAGGCGUUUGCCGGGUUGUUCACACUCCACCGCCUCAACUUGGACCACAAUGUGCUGCAGUUCUUCCCAACCGAAACCAUGAUGAGACUGCCAGAGGUGACUCAUCUGCACCUUAGCCAUAACCCCAUGACAUACCUGGGAGAGGAUGCAGUAUCCAUGGCAAAGCUGACCCACCUCUUCCUGGACCACAUGUCCCUGCAGGACCUGGUCAACACUGCCGUAUCCAAGUCCCCCAACCUUGUACACCUAGACAUCAGUCACAACCAGCUGCGUGUCCUUCAGCCCUUUUCUGAAGGCUCCCCCAAGCUGGCACGUCUCAACCUGGCUGGGAACCCCAUCAACUGCAACUGCUACCUGCGUCCACUAAGAGAGUGGGCGAUCCGUCGCAAGGUGAAGCUGUUGGGGACGUGCGGAGGACCGGGUCAUAUGUCAGGAGAGAGUCUGGAGGCAGUCUACCCUAAGCAGAUGCGUUGCCAGAGCCAGGAAGCAAUGCUGAAGGCAGAAUUUGAGGAAGCCACCAGGAUAACUCCACAACCCACGCAAGCGUCAGGAAACGAGAUCAAAUGUCCCAACAACUGCGUCUGUGAGGCAGCGACCAACCAUUCCUCAUGUGAGAACCGGGGCCACACCAAAGUCCCUCGAGGUUUCUCCCCAGAGACACGUCUUCUUGAUCUGCGAGGCAACAACUUCCACUACAUCCCCAGCAACAGUUUCCCCGGCGUGGCCCAGGUGGUGUCCCUGCACCUUCAGCGCUGCAAGAUCGUGGAUGUGGAGGGUGGGGCUUUCAGUGGCAUGAAGGGACUGAUAUACCUCUACCUGUCCGAGAAUGACCUCACAUCCCUCAGCCAUGAAGCCUUUAAAGGUCUACCCAAGCUGACUUAUCUUCACCUGGAAAAGAACCGCUUUGCUGAUUUCCCCAAAGGAGCCUUUAAACUGCUGCCUAGUCUGCUAGCUCUUCACUUGGAGGACAACGCCAUUACCAAACUUGAGCCCGGGAUCCUGACUGGAGCCAAGGGUCUCCGAGGCCUUUACCUCACCGGGAACGCCAUUAGGAGCUUUUCACCUGGGGCUCUGGAUCAGGCCAGUGGUCUAGAUACGCUCCACCUGGGCGGAAACAACCUGACGAAGGUUCCCACUGAGGCUUUGAGCAAGGCAAGGAACAUCAAGGACCUCAGACUGUCUGGGAAUUUGAUCCAUUGGGUAGGUCCGAAUGCUUUUAAACCUCUGGAGGGAUCUCUGAAGGAACUGUAUCUGGAUAAGAUGGGGCUGGAGAAGAUGUCCGAGAACUCCCUAGCUGGUGUGGGUCCAGGGUUAAGAAGUCUGUUCCUGGAGGGAAAUAAAUUAGAGGAGGUGCCUGACUUCCACCAACUAACUUCCUUGGAAGUAAUCAACCUGGCUGAGAACCCUCUGAUGUGUGACUGCCCUCUACUGCCACUACGCUUAUGGAUUGAGAAGGUUAAUCUCAAAGUGAGAGCCACCUGUGCUAAUCCCCCUGAGGUGAAGGGUCAAAAGGUCAAAGACGUCCACGUAUUUAAAGCCUGUCCCGGCGGAGGGAAUCAACCUGCCAAGCCAACCGGCACCUCAAAGCCAGGAAGGAGGUUGAAGCGCAGAUCGAUUAGUGUUCGUUGCCGCUUCAACAAACACAGAUGUUACAAGACCGAUAAGUAACACAGACACCUGCUGUUGCAAUACAUACACAACGCCUUCAUGGCGAACAGCCAUUUCUCAAGGGUGGGUUUCUGGUUUAAAAGCCCGCUGAAUUUUUACCAUCACAGGAUAAGUAUAUGAUGUUGUAUUUUGUUCUACUUCUGGUCUGAUUCUCUUACUGGCUUCCAUGUUUGCAGGCUGCUGCUCUU
Molecule: messenger RNA, 2549 nt
Organism: Fundulus heteroclitus (mummichog)
Lineage: Eukaryota; Metazoa; Chordata; Actinopteri; Cyprinodontiformes; Fundulidae
Gene: chadlb
Product: chondroadherin-like b
Exons: 11
Coding region: 106-2361 (751 amino acids)
Cellular component (GO): extracellular matrix
Molecular function (GO): protein binding
Source: RefSeq, a predicted model, not a curated record